Mytilinidion resinicola is the source of this 1480-nucleotide messenger RNA. Its product is annotated as Metallo-dependent phosphatase. Lineage: Eukaryota; Fungi; Ascomycota; Dothideomycetes; Mytilinidiales; Mytilinidiaceae. The transcript has 2 exons. The coding region runs from base 107 to 1108 and encodes 333 amino acids. The record is from RefSeq and is a predicted model, not a curated record. Gene Ontology annotation, molecular function: hydrolase activity.
GUUUAUAAAAUCUCGUAUUGCCGCUGAUCUGCCGGCUUCCUCACCCAUAUCACACCGCCCAACAUCUUUGCACGUGGUACUUGGACGACGUCUAGCUCUCUUAGCAAUGUCUUCCGCUUCUACAGUGAAAACACGUUUCCUCAUUAUAUCAGACACACAUAGCUCGCAGCCGUUCCUCGAGACGCCUACCAAUGGCUCGGCUACUCACCACAUUCCCUUCAGGCAGCCAUUGCCCAAGGCUGACGUGCUCCUCCACUGCGGCGACCUGACGACGAUCGGGACGCUGGAUGAGUACCAGAGAACACUAGACAUGCUGAGAGAUUGCGACGCAGAGCUCAAACUAGUAAUUGCAGGUAACCACGACAUCAGUCUCGACGAGGAGUACUACGGCCGCAGGGGCAAAUGGAUGCAUCGGCGGGGAGAGUACGACGAGAACAUGCCCGCCUUAGCCAAAGCCAUGUGGACAGGAGAUAGAGCCCAGAGGGCUGGUGUGACCUAUCUCGAAGAAGGGAUGAGGGAGUUCACACUAGCCUCGGGGGCCAGACUUCGGGUCUAUUCAUCGCCAUAUCAACCAGAGUUCUGCGAUUGGGCAUUCCCUUACAACCGGCAUGAAGAUCGAUUUAACUCUGCCAAGCAUGUGCACCCCGAUGCCACUCUUAUUGCGCAAACCCCUGUCCCCGACUUCCCAAGUGUGGAUGUUCUCAUGACACAUGGUCCACCGAUGGGCAUUCUCGACAGGACAUCACGCAACAAGCCCGUAGGGUGUGAGCACCUACUGCGUGCCGCCCGCCGCUGCAAACCUCGACUGCACUGCUUCGGUCAUAUUCACGAAGCUUGGGGUGCAGAAAAGAUUACCUGGAAUCCAAAUGCCGAUUUGGACGACGGUUGGAAGAAGCACGUCAUCGAUACUGAAGUUGUGCCAGUCGAUGAGGCCGAAAUGGUUGAGAGGAAGGCCGCUUUCAUCGAUGCCAGUAGCUCAAGUCGACUUAUCGAGUUCGGUAAAGAGACCUUGAUGGUCAACGCUAGCAUCAUGAACCUACGGUACAAACCAAUGCAAGCGCCAUGGUUGGUAGAUUUGGAUCUGGAGCGCACAGCCGAUGGGUUAUAGUGACGACGGUUACCCGACCAUGUCUCAUUGUCGAAAGGAGGCCAGCUGGGUCCAAGAGCAACUGACAAUCCACGAAUCCGUGAAUCUACUCCAGGAUUUCCUUUAUUCUAGACAGACUCAUCCAGGGCUGGUGCACACUUGUCUAAUACCGUUUGAGGUCCCCUAGUACGUUGCCAAGAGUAAUGACACAUCUCGUCGGAUGAACCAUAGUUUCGCCCAUGAUGGACCAUUGGUACGUUUCAUUGGCAAUAAUGCGAACACCUUUUCUUAGACCACAGUCCCGCUUCCACAGUGCGCAAAAUACUAUAAAUCACACUCAAUUCGCCCCUGUCGUUCCUGUCGUUCCUGUCGUCUACAAACGAACCUGCCUAC